ACGGAUCCCCAAUUGCCCGAAUCAGAACGUGUCCGAAUUCCCAAGCUUACCUAUGCUUUAUUGUCUGAAUCUAAAAUUCGCUCCAAAUUAGUAGAGAUGGGCCUUCCUACUGAAGGUAAUAAACAAGUCUUACAAAGGAGACAUGCUCAAUGGGUCACUAUGUAUAACUCUAAUUUGGAUCAAAAACAUCCGGUUUCAAAGAAGGCACUUUUAGCUCAGCUUCGCAAAUGGGAGAAAACACAGAGUAAUGCAAAUGUAAUUACGAAGGAAAAGCUUGGAGGGACUGAAUGGGGGUCUACAUAUGCGGGUGAUUUCGCAAAUCUUGUACAAAAAGCCAAAAAUUCAAUCAAAAAAUCUGAUGCUCCUUCACCAGAUGAGCAAACUUCUUCUACAGCAGUUGAUGAGUCUUCAGUUUAA
Molecule: messenger RNA, 417 nt
Organism: Schizosaccharomyces octosporus yFS286
Lineage: Eukaryota; Fungi; Ascomycota; Schizosaccharomycetes; Schizosaccharomycetales; Schizosaccharomycetaceae
Product: postreplication repair E3 ubiquitin-protein ligase rad18
Exons: 1
Biological process (GO): DNA damage tolerance; protein monoubiquitination
Cellular component (GO): nucleus; Rad6-Rad18 complex
Molecular function (GO): single-stranded DNA binding; ubiquitin protein ligase activity
Source: RefSeq, a predicted model, not a curated record